Messenger RNA from Chaetomium globosum CBS 148.51, 699 nucleotides. RefSeq lists its product as uncharacterized. The coding region runs from base 1 to 699 and encodes 232 amino acids. The transcript has 2 exons. The record is from RefSeq and is a predicted model, not a curated record. Lineage: Eukaryota; Fungi; Ascomycota; Sordariomycetes; Sordariales; Chaetomiaceae.
AUGCUCCUGAUACUCAAACCAGUCACACCAGCGCUCAUACUCACCCACUCCCGACCGCACCCCCGCCCCAACCCCCACCCCCACCCCCGGCACGCCGUCCCCCUCCCCCUCCGGCCGGCCGCUCACACACCAGCUGGUGCAUCAGCUUGUGCCAGGGCCCCGUCCGGUCCCGCCCGGUACUCGAGCAUGACAUGCGCGAUGAUUCCCGAGCCCAUCGCCACGAGAGACGCGUACUCGGGGCAGGUCGUGUCGGGGUCGGGGGUGGGGGUGGUGCUGGCCUCUGAGGUGGGGGGGGAGUUGGGUGGUGGUAAUGCGGAGGUUCCGGGCUCGUCGUGCCUUCCAGGCUUCGGCGUGCACUCUGAAGCGCUGGCGGCGCUCGUGGUUGAGCUCGACGAUGAGGUUGGCGUGACGGUUGAGGGUCAGGUGGGGUAUUGCAUACACAAGGUGGUGGCGAUAAAGUUCCCGGGCCUGGACAGUUCGAAUACUAAGAGAGGUAUUGUCUUGGGGCCCAAGAACAAGAGGGGAUCGUACUCGGGCAGUUCGCAGCGCUCCAGCGCACUACAACAUCAUUGUCAGCCUACCAAUGGUCCCGUUAGGGGGGUGGCGUGGGCAGGUAGCUACCUGGAUGACGCCGGGCGCUCCGGAUCAAACCAUUUCUUUUGCCAUGCUGUGAGUUUGUCGUUAAAGUCGGCUGCAUAG